Molecule: messenger RNA, 1374 nt
Organism: Emiliania huxleyi CCMP1516
Lineage: Eukaryota; Haptophyta; Isochrysidales; Noelaerhabdaceae
Exons: 1
Coding region: 614-1333 (239 amino acids)
Biological process (GO): monoatomic ion transport
Cellular component (GO): membrane
Source: RefSeq, a predicted model, not a curated record
CUGUCACCAGCGGUGCCGAGGUGGACCACGCGAAGCUUUGCCAGUGCUAUCUCGAGGUCCCCGAUUCGACGAUGUCAAAUCUCACCUGCGUUGCGCGGGCGGGUGACAGACAGACAAUCUAUGAGGAGUACCAAAGAUGCCAUGACUUUGCUGUUGUGCCACCUCGAGCGGCUGGCUGCGUUGACGAGGACAGCUUCUUUCCCGACACCUUGGGUGACUGCAUCUUCCUGCUCGGGAAUGGCCUCACUCCAUUUUAUGCACCGUUCUUCCCCGAUGUCGCCUCAUUCUGCUCAUGGGAAAUGGCUCAGCUGAUGAACACAAGUCUCGAGAAGAACGUUUUUGCUGGAAGCGAUCUCCGGGUUCAGGACUACUGCACCCGCUCCUGUGCCCACGCAUUGUACUCUGAGACGCUCCACCGGCACGCGGGCACGGUGGCCUAUCCCCAUCCUGUGAGCGCAGCGCGCUUCAUCAUCCAAAUCGAGCGCUACCCGCAGACCUUCGUCUAUAACUUUGUGCGUGCCAUGCCUGAGUUCGGCGCGGUGAGCUCAUCCUUUCUGAGCCCUUGAGCUUGUGGCAGGUGGUGCUAGUAACUCUGCUGCUCGUCAUCGCAUGCAUGGCCUUCCUCUUCUCGCGGUCCCACGUCAAUGAGCGCGUCAACUUGACACUCACUGUUUACCUGGGCGUCAUCUUCUUCCAGAUCUUAGUCGUCGAACGCCUGCCGCCCUCGCCGACGAUGACGGUCAUGCACAUGUUCAUGUUCUUAUCGUCUCUCAUGCUGAUGCUGCUCUGCCUCUUCCACCUACUCAUCUGGCUGCUCGACUCGUACCUCACGCGGAAGCGCGCUCAGCAUCGCGCGAUGCAGCGAUGGCAACGCUCGGACCACGCCAUUGAGGCGGUCAUCAAGUUGCAGAGGGCUUGGCGCCGUCGCCGUAUCCUCAAGCACGCCGAGGCACCUCCACGGAUUCCACAGAGCGCUGGCGGCCUGCGGCGCCGCAACACUGUGGCUGUGCGUCGCCUUCCUCUGCCAGUGGUCGCCCGUGCUCCGAGCGCCAGAGGCGAACCCGCUAGGAGUGCGAUGGUCGGGGGCGAGGGGAGUGAGGCGCCACUAGGAAUAAUGAGGGCUGGGCUCUACCUCGAGGAGAUGCGGCGCAAGGAACGGCGGAGGCGCCUGGUCCUGGACAAGCUGCUGUGGGUGGGGCGUCGAGCCAUGCUGCACAUCGACCAGAUCCUCGCCGCAGCCAUUCUUCUUCUCUACCUCGGACUCGUCCUCGGCGUUGCCUUCUUCUACCGCGGCACGCUAGACGAGAAGUGCUCCGAUCCAUGGAGCACAUAGGAGACAGGUCAACGAGUCAACGUAUAAUGAUACUCUAGAGC